Molecule: messenger RNA, 1137 nt
Organism: Stegostoma tigrinum
Lineage: Eukaryota; Metazoa; Chordata; Chondrichthyes; Orectolobiformes; Stegostomatidae
Gene: ttc19
Product: tetratricopeptide repeat domain 19
Exons: 10
Coding region: 35-1123 (362 amino acids)
Biological process (GO): mitochondrial respiratory chain complex III assembly
Cellular component (GO): mitochondrial inner membrane
Molecular function (GO): protein binding
Source: RefSeq, a predicted model, not a curated record
GGUGUUGACGUGUUUCCGCCCCGUUGCCGGGGUGAUGCUGCCGUCGGCAGUAUCCCGGGGCCUGAGCUGCGGCCGAAGGGUCAGGAUUCGCGGCGCCUGGGCCGCGGCCCCCGCCCCCGCCCCGGCCAACGCCCACGCCCGAACGGAGAGCCGCGGCCGCCCCGGAAAUGGGAACCUGAGCGCGGCGGCAGUGGCGUUUCUUGCUGCCAUCCAGUUGUUCUCGCACCAUGAGAAGGAGCAACAGGACCCUGAGGAUGCGAUCAUCCUACUGAUCAAAAAGUCCAAGCUGAGUGCCAUGACAGGGGAGCUUGAAGAUGCCGACCGUUACUUGCACCAGGCGCUAAAACUUGCCCAGCAGUCACAGAACAACCAGGCCAUCACUUAUACCUACACACAGAUGGCCAACCUGGCGUUUCUCCGAGGAGACCUACUUAAUGCUGAGAAACUUUUCAAAGCAGCAAUGAGCCAGCUGUUACAAGCUGGGACUCCAGAGGAUGAUAAUGCAAUGAUUGAGAUGUCCCUCAAGUUGUGCAGCAUCUACGUGAGCACUGAACAGCAUGGCUUAGCUGUUGAGGGCUAUAAGUGGUGUAUAGAGACAUUGGAGGAGAAAGUUCAGAGAGAGAAGGAUGUUCCUGAAGUAUCCUUGUCAGCUGCUGAGAAGGACAAUACCCGCCUGCUCUUGGGAAUGUGCUUGGACUCAUGCGCUCGCUACAUGAUGAGCCAGAAGCAGCUGGUGUUAGCAGAGAGUCUGUAUGAGCAGGCACUAGCGAUCUCUCAGCAAGUGCAGGGGGAGACUCACCCACAGACAGUGGUGUUGAUGAACGAUCUUGCCACCGUACUGGACAUGAAGGGACAUCAGGACCGGGCCUAUGAAUAUGUGACAAGAGCCUCAAACCUGGCGAGAGAGACCAGCCACCCAGACCAAUGUGUGAUUCUCAGUAACUUGGCCAGGGUUCUAAUGCACAGAGGGCAGUACGACAAAGCCAGGUGUGUUUAUGAAGAGGCUUUGACACAAGCAGAGUCAAAGGCUGACAUGCCAGUCAUUCAACAUAUUCGCAGUGGAAUGGAGGAACUGAAGGCUAAGGCUCAGAAAUCCCAGGAAGUCAGGGAAAGUUCUCAUUAAAUGCAAGAACUCAA